Messenger RNA from Hypoxylon trugodes, 1625 nucleotides. RefSeq names its product NAD(P)-binding protein. The transcript has 3 exons. The record is from RefSeq and is a predicted model, not a curated record. The coding region runs from base 368 to 1480 and encodes 370 amino acids. NCBI's taxonomy places the organism in Eukaryota, Fungi, Ascomycota, Sordariomycetes, Xylariales, Hypoxylaceae. Gene Ontology annotation, molecular function: nucleotide binding.
AGUAGAUAGUGCAAUACAUCAAUGCCUAGGUAUUAAACUCAAAUGAUUUCCAUAUGACAAUAUUAGACAUCACGAAAUCUCCCCGCAGUAAAACUCAUCAACAUUCAUGAAGUCUUUUCAAUAAGAAACGACGAGUGAAUGACUUGAGUGUAAUUCAUAACCUUAUAAAUCCAUCAGGGUAUAUAAGGUAGGUAAGAGUCGUGAGUAUAUAAAGUCUUUUUCUUUCCCCCGAGUAUUUCAAUAUUCUUAAAUCUAAAGAUCCUCAAGACAUUUCUUUCUCUCAUCCAUCAACACACACACACAUACACGCACAUACACACAUAUAUAUAGGUACCUUUACGGAAGAUAAUAUCAACCACAAAACAACAUGGUUAAAUCACCCCUUAACGUCGGAGUUAUCGGCUAUGGAUUGUCCGCCACCAUAUUCCACAUUCCAUUCAUCGCGACGACGUCCACCUUGAAACUUCAUUCCAUUCUACAGCGCAACCCCAACUCUUCUUCUUCUUCAGCUCCUCGUGACCACCCUGAUGUCAACCAUUUCACUGCUCUGGAUCAAUUCCUUGCCGACCCAGAUCUCGAUGUUGUCGUUGUUACCACUCCUCCUGACACGCACGUCUCCUUCUCUCAACAGGCACUGCAAGCAGGGAAGCAUAUCUUUGUAGAGAAGCCGUUUGUUCCGACCGUGGCUGAUGCCAACGCUCUCAUCGACCUUGCCAAGGAGAAGGGCCGCUUGAUCUGUGUGUACCAGAACCGCCGUUGGGAUGCUGAUUUCCUCACGGUCCGAAAGCUGCUGGCGGAUGGUAGCCCACUAGGUCGGAUCGUCGAGUUUGAGACACACUUUGACCGCUACAAGCUAGACAAGCCGGCCACAUGGAAAGGUUCGCUUGGAAUAGAGCAGGGCGGUUCGGCGCUUUACGAUCUAGGCACUCAUCUAAUUGACCAGGUGUACGUGCUAUUCGGAAUGCCCCGAAGCGUCUUUGCUACGUUCGCCAGUCAGCGAGAUAGCAUCUUGAUGGGUCCACAGAACUUAGAUUUAGAGCCCGAUAGCGUGACAACCCAACUGUUCUACGACAAUGGCCUGGUUGUCUUCGUGCGCAUGGCCGGUGUAAGCGCCGAGGCACGACAACCGAGGUUUUGGAUUAGGGGAACCAAGGGUAGCUACCGUAAAGAGGGUCUUGACCCCCAGGAGCCUCAACUCAAAUCCGGAAUGAAGACAGAUGAUGCGAAAUUCGGCUGGGAAGACCCAGAGUGGAAUGGAAAACUCACCAUUGUGAACAACGACGGCAGCAUUACUAUGCAGGACCACCCGAACGUUGAGCCAGAAACCUACAGAAAAUUCUACGACCUUUUUGGCGAGGCCGUUGUUCAGAAUAGCGAGCAACUUGUGCCCGUACCAGCUUCGCAAGCGAGGGAUGUCCUGAAAGUCAUCGAGGCUGCUAAGGAGAGCGCAAGGAGCCGGCGCGUCGUUGAGUUAUCUUAAGGUAAUAUUUUAGCAAACCUUGGAAGACACGUGUAGAAGACGGAAUUUUUAGCAUAUUCUUCUAGUUAUACACAUAUCUCCAGAGAAUACAAUACAAGUGCUGGCAAUUUCUGCUGUCCGAUUGAACAUUCGCUUCGACUCACCG